GAAAAUUCCACACCCCAUAAAUCACCACUUUCAAUUCUCACUUUUUCUUCCCAUAAUAACGCAAAAUCACACACCACCAUCGUCACAAAACACAAGAAUAAGAUCAAAGAAGCAAAGAAAAAACACCCUAAAGAAAAACAACAAUAUGGCUAGUGAUGGAAGUGAAGUGUUCAAGUUGGUGUCACCAGCAAUAGCAAACGAAGGAAAACUACCAAGACAAUUCACUGAUGAAGGACAAGGAGCAAAGAAAAACAUAUCACCACCAUUAGAAUGGUACAACCUACCAGAGGGGACAAAAUCUCUUGCACUUGUUGUGGAGGAUAUUGAUACACCCGAUCCAGAAGGUCCAAUUGUACCGUGGACAUGCUGGGUCGUGGUGAAUAUUCCUCCGACAAUUAAAGGAUUGCCGGAGGGAUUUUCCGGCAAAGAGGAGGAGAUGGGUGGUGAAUAUGCUGGGAUCAAAGAAGGGAACAAUGAUUUAAAACAACCUGGGUGGCGUGGUCCGAGGUUGCCUACACAUGGUCAUAGGUUGGAGUUUAAGCUCUAUGCCUUGGAUGAUGAGCUUCAUCUGGGUAAUAAGGUGACUAAGGAGAAAACCUUGGAGGCCAAGGAAGGGCACGUGCUAGGAGAAGCGACUUUGAUGGCUAUAUUCUAAAUAAUAUUGUGAUGUAAAAAUUUGAACUAUUACUAGUAUACAAUGUCUUUGAGUGAUGUAUCAUUUGAAUCCAAUGAGAGAUGAUUUUAUUUAAUCCCAUCACACUAUACUUUUGUCUUA
Molecule: messenger RNA, 775 nt
Organism: Medicago truncatula (barrel medic)
Lineage: Eukaryota; Viridiplantae; Streptophyta; Magnoliopsida; Fabales; Fabaceae
Product: UPF0098 protein CPn_0877/CP_0992/CPj0877/CpB0906
Exons: 2
Coding region: 146-655 (169 amino acids)
Source: RefSeq, a predicted model, not a curated record